Messenger RNA from Eimeria necatrix, 4448 nucleotides. RefSeq lists its product as hypothetical. The annotation marks the transcript as partial. Gene Ontology annotation, molecular function: tubulin-glutamic acid ligase activity; tubulin binding. Gene Ontology annotation, cellular component: cilium. Lineage: Eukaryota; Apicomplexa; Conoidasida; Eucoccidiorida; Eimeriidae. The transcript is spliced from 6 exons. Gene Ontology annotation, biological process: protein polyglutamylation; microtubule cytoskeleton organization. The record is from RefSeq and is a predicted model, not a curated record.
GAGACCUGGUGUGGAUUGGCUGCAGCCCUUCGGACGAAGAGUUUGCUGCUCUUGCUGCUGCUGCUCCUCCUUCGAGGGUUUUCAGCAAAUUCCCUUUUGCUGCUGAGCUGGCAGCAAAGCACUGGCUUUGCUUCUUGAUUGGAGCCAUGCAGGCAAGCAGCAGCAGCAGCAGCAGCAGCAGCAGCAGCAGCAGCAGCAGCAGCGGCAGCAGCAGCAGCAGCAGCAGGGGUGACGGGGGGCAGGGGACAGCAGCAGCAGCAGGAGUGCUGCUGCUGCGGCGAGGGAGCGGCAAGAAUGGCUUGCGCCGUCAGUGGCAGCUUAUUCGCUUGUUUAGGGAGUUGGAGCCGGCGUUGUUUUCUUUUUACCCGAAAACUUUGCUGCUGCCGGACAGCAGCAAUUUGCUGCUGCAGUCAUUUGGGCCUAGGACUUUGUCUCCGCCUUCAUCUCAGGCCUUGGCGCUGCAGCAGCAGCGCCGCAGCAGCAGCAGCAGCAGCAGCAGCAGCAGCAGCAGCAGCUACGGGGGAGGGCUGUUUGGGCUGUGGGAAGGCAGCAGCGGGGAGAGCAGCAACGCGCGCGACGGCGCAGCAGCAGCAGCAGCAGCAGCAGCAGCAAAGUUGUGGAUUCUGAAGCCGCUGUUUGGCUGCCAAGGCAGCGGCGUGCUGCUGGCAGCAGCAGCAGCAGAUGUUCCUGCUGCAGUGCUGCAGGGAGCAGCAGCAGAUCUUUACAUUGCGCAGCAAUAUAUCCAAAACCCUUUUCUCCUCAACAGCAAAAAGUUCGACUUUAGGGUCUUCCUUUCAAGACGGGGGCUGGUCCGCUUCUGCACUGAAGAUUAUCCUGCUGCUGCUGCUGCUGCUGCAGCAGACAGCAGCAGCAGCAGCAGCAGCAGCUGGAGUGUAAAUGCCCAUUUGACGAACUAUGCUCUCAAUAAAAAACACCCCGCGUUCAAAAGUUCCGCGUUUGCCGCGCUGUGGGCUUCGUUCGGACUCCCCAGCUGCUCAUUUGCUGCUGCUGCUGCUGCUGCUGCUGCUGCUGUUGCUGCUGCUGCUGCUGCUGCUGCAGGAGUAGACACAGACAAUUUCUGGCAGCAGCUGCAGGAGAUAGUCUCCCGCACUGUGCGGCUGUUGGGGCCUUUGCUGUCUUUGAAGUACCGGGCGCUCUGGUGUACAGACACCCCACAGCAGCAGCAGCAGCAGCAGCAGCAGCAGCAGCAGCAGCAGCGGGGGCGGUGUUUCCAGAUUCUGGGCUUCGACCUGCUGCUUGAUGCGAAGCACAAGUUGUGGCUGCUCGAAAUCAACUCUAAUCCUUCCCUCAGGACAGAUUACGAAGCAGAGGGUCCUGGGGGCUACAGCAGCACGAAAGAAAGUGUGGUUGACAGAAGGGUGAAGGAGCCGCUGCUGCGAGAAGCUUUAAUUUUGGUUUAUUUGUCGUUGCUGUCGCCAGCAGCAGCAGCAGCAGCAGCUGCUGCUGCUGCUGCUGCGCCGCAGCCCAGCAGGAGGGAGCAGCUGCAGCCAAAAGCUGCUGCGGCAGCUGCCCGGAAGCAGCGGCAGCAACACAGGCACGACAAGAAGCAGCAGCAGCAACAGCAGCAGCAUGGUGGGGCUGCAGCACAGGAUAAGCAGCCGGCAGAAGCUGCAGCAGCAAGUGCAGCAGGGGCAGCACCUGCUGCUGCAUCAACUGCUGCAGUUGCUGCAGCAGCUGCUGCUGCUGCUGCUAAUGUCACGCCUCCUCCGUGGCCUACGAGCGAUGACGAGCUACGGGCGACGCCGCCGCCGCAGCAACAGCAGCAGCAGCAGCAACAGCAACAGCAGCAGCAGCAGCAGCAACAGCAGCAGCUGCAGCAGCAGCAGAAGUCGUCUGCUGCUGCUGCAGCAGCAGAACCCGCAGCAGCGGAAGCUGCGGCAAACCCUAGGACACUACAGGCCCGCUACCGAGAUGCGCUUAAACGACACGCAGCAGCAGCAGCAGCUGCUGCUGCUGCUAGCUCAGCAGCAGCAGCUGCUGCUGCUGCUUCUUACAAAGCAAGGCAGCAGCGCCACAAGGAGCAGCACCAGCGGCAGCUGCAGCUGCACAGCCAGCAGCAACAGCGGCUCCGCAGCAGCAACAGCAGCAGCAGCAGCAGCAGCAACAGGAGAGCGCAAGCGCCAGACUCCAGACUCCUCAGAGUACUCAGCAGCAAACGCCGCGCCACAUGCCUACAGCAGCAGCAGCAGCAGCAGCAGCAGCAGCAGCAGCGGCAGCAGCAGCUGCAAGGCAGCAGCAGCAACACUCGAGCUGCGUCGACCGAUUCCAAAGCACGAGAAGGCCUGAAGCAGCAGCAGCAGCAACGGCAAAAGCAACAUGAGCAGCAAAGUGAGCUGCAUGAAGAACAGCAGCAGCAGCAGCAGCAGCAGCAGCAGCAGCAGAUCGGUGGGGCUGCAUUGAGCGAAAGCGCUUCAGUGCGUAGCUGCUGCAGUCGCCGGCGCAACAGCAGCAGCAGCCGCAGCCGCCGCAGCAGCAGCGAGGAGGGCGGGGGUGCCUCAAGCAGCAGCAGCAGCAGCAGCAGCAGCAGCAGCAGCAGCAGCAAGAGGGGCUGCUGCUGCCCUUCAAGUGCAGCAGCAAGGAGCACGGAAGCAGACGGGUGCUCCGCAGCAACUCCGGACACUGGUUCUGAGGACGCGGCUUUGCCCGCUGCUGCUGCUGCUGCUGCUGCUGCUGCUGGGGGCGAGCAGCAGCAGCAGCAGGGCAGCACCCCGUUCCUGCUGCAGCGGCGGCAGCAGCAGCAGCAGCAGCAGGAGAGCUGGCUGUCGAGCUGCUGCUACAGCCAGAUAAGCAGCCGGCGGACUGCGACGACUGCGACGACGGCGAGCAGCAGCAGCAGCAGCAGCAGCAGCAGCAGCAGCAGCAGCGCGCUCGGCGAGCUGCUGCUGCUGCACUGCUGCUGCUGGGCUGCUGUUCCCACCGCCCCCUCAGACCUCAGGACCCCACAGUCUUUUUCUUUGAUUCUUUUCUCCGAGUGUAUGUACACCUUCGAGCACCUCGCCAACUUCCCCAGCAGCAAAACCAUUUCGCUGCACUCUUGGAUUCGCUUCUGCAGAGCAGCAGCACUCGACACCAAGGUGGCGCUGCUGUGGGUCCCUGUGUCUGCUAGCAGCAGCAGCAGGGAAGCAGCAGCAGCAGGGCAGCAGCAGCAGCAGCAGCAGCAGCAGCGGCAGCGCACUUGCCGCCGCUUCGCGCAGAGGCCUUUGGGGCUGCGAGACUUGGCAGUGCUGCACAGCAGUUUGCUGCGGCCGCACAGCAGCAGCAGCAGCAGCAGCGCAGCAGCAGCAGCAGCAGCAGCAGCAGCAGCACCCUUUCCCAACUCCAAUGGUUUAGGGUUUUGGGGCUUUUGGCGGCUCGCGAGGGUUAUGAGUGCUUUGCUGCAGCAGUGCACUCCUGCAUGCGCUUGCUUCUACAGCAGCAGCAGCAGCAGCAGCAGCAGCAGCAGCACUUGUGGACGGCUCUGCGCUGCUGACAGCUGGACGCUGGGGCAGCAGCAGCAGCAGCAAGCCGGCAAGGAGGGGGGGCUCUUCCUGCAGCAGCCGGAGCAGCAGCAGCAGCAAGGGCCCAGGGGAGCAGCAGCAGUUGCUGCUGCUGCUGCUUCCUGCCGCAGCAAGGCGGGCAGCCGUGCUGCUGCUCCUGCCGAGUCCCCUGCUGCAGCAGCAAGCAGCGGCAUGUCCAUGCUGCUGCUGCACCGCAGCAUUUCGGACGUUUCUGCUGCUGCUGCUGCUGCGGACUCGGACAGCAGCAGCAGCAGCAGAAGCGUGCGGCUGUCCCCUCGGGUGCAGCUCGCGAAGCGGGCAGCAGCAGCGCAGCAGUUUUCCAAUUCCGUUGCUGCUGCUGCUGCUGCUGCUGCUGCUGCCUCUCCCUCGCAGCAGGUAAACGUCGUCUUCAGCAGCACCCCCCGGCCCUGGGCGCAGCAGCAGCAGCAGCAGCAGCAACAGCAGCAGCAUGAUGAACAAGCGCACACAGACAGCAGGAGGAGCAGCAGCAGCAGCUCUUCUGAAGAGUCUUCAGACUCCGAAGCAGCAGAACACUCAGCAGCAGCAGCAGCAGCAGCAGCAGCAGCAGCAGCAGAGGCAAGUGCGGCCUCUGCAGCAGACGGCGCCGCCACAGCAGAGGCGUGCAGCCGCACCGGCACAAGCAGCAGCACCGCCGCCAGCAGCAGCAGCAGCAACAGCAGCAGCAGCAGCAGCAGCAGCAGCAGCAGCAGCAGCAAGAAUGGCCGCAUCUUUUUAAGCUGGUGGCCCAAUGUUGAUUUAUUUUAUAGAAAACUAACAGCAGCACAACGCCUGGAGUGCAUGCGCCAGGGCAUUUGCUUCCUGAGGCACCGUGCUGCUGCUUUCCGCAUGCAGCAGCAGCAGCAGCAGCAGCAGCAGCAGACGCACCCCUUGGCAGCAGCCGCCGCCGCGGCGUCCCGCAUGCAGAGCUAG